CUGACAGCUUGUGCAGAUAUAAACACAGCUGAAGAGGCCAAGACCUACUACAGAAGGCUGUUUUUUUUGCUGCACGAAGAGGUACGUACAAUACAACAUUUACAUUUCAUGGCUAUAGCUGGAAACAUGCUCGGGGAGACAACAUUGUGCAGAAUUUAUUUGGGUCCUUGAGUUCUGGGAUGCCUUAAGGACCUUAGGUUUCAGUGCUUUUUAGUCGGUUCAGUUAAGGGCUAAAAGGAGGUAACAUGAUGGCUCUUGGGCUCUUUCAAACUUAAAACGUUUUGAAUAUGCUUCCUUUCUUUGUCAUAUUUUUCUAUCUACUGGUUGACAUGAACCUAAUUUCUGAGUGACAGGAUGACUCUAUGUCAAGCUUAUCCCACUCCAAAAAUCUAGGAACAAGGAGAGAUUUUAACCUGUGGUUAAGGCCAGUAUAUUAUAUUAAAGACGAAUCAUAUGAAAAGAAAGAAGACAAAAUAAUAUGACAAUUUGUAAUCAACUUUAUUUCAUAAUUUUGACAAACUUUUUAUCGAUUUUUAGUUUCGAGUUGACCAUGACUGCUUAAUAAGGAUAUUGAAGUCUCACAUUGUCAGCUGAAGACCUGUUUAUGACUGUUUACGGCUCAGCCUUAAUUUGGUAAUUUUCAAGUUUUAGACACACCCUUCAGACAAUCCCUUGCAUCAAAUUGUGUCACUGGUGUUUGCAUGUAUUCAGUGGUAGUUUUCAAUACGAAAGCAUAAGCAGCAUGCAUAAUUUUGAGAAUUAAUGAUUUAAUUGUGGUUUAUUAGAGUUUGCAACAUUGGCUUAGACUUAGAAAACUGUGGUGUUUUCAAAGGGUGCAAUUUUUGGUCACUUUUGGGAGGCCGUCAGUAAUGACAUGGCAUUUGCACAUGGAGGCUCAUCCGCAUAUCAAAAUAUUAUAACAGAUAUGGAAACUUGUAUCUUAUGAGAAGAAAAAGGGAUAUAUAUUAUAAUGCUGGAAAUUUUGGUCGAAUGUCCAGCUGGUAAGAAUUCUCCACAAAAUGUGAUCCAGCUGCUCCAGAGUUGGUCCUUUAUUUAGACCAGUCAGUGCUGUCGGCUGGCCAACACUUAAGUCCAUUCCAUUUCUCAAAUUUCUUAUAAUUUUCCGGUCUUACUUUUACGAAAAGUAAUGAUCAGAAUUUUGGUAUAAAGAACACUUUGAGUUGGAAACUUUACUGCAAUUGAACAGUGUCAUUACAUUUUCACUUGGAUAGUUCUCCUAGUAUCUGACCAGCUGGUUUGGCAAAAUGGCAAGCAUCCUGUAAUGGUUUAAAUGCAUAAAAAAUGAUUGAAAUGCUACAGUACAAAUGCCUGUGCCAGGCUCUCAGAUAGUAUGGUGGGAACGUAUUAAAACGAGCAAAGCAAAAAUAAGACGCGCACGACUUGGGAAAGGGGGCGGUGGCAGCGGCAGCCCCCGCGUGUUUUUCACAUUUCUUAAUUAUUACUGAACAACUUUCCACCACCAUCUCGGAGCCUGGAACAGGCUACAGUACAAACAGUAUAGAUCUAGGGAAUAAGGCACAAAGAACAUUGCUAUAAAGUCUUCUUACUUUUUAUGUGUCUUUCUGCCAAGACAAAGAUAAUUUUUUUCUGCUUAACCUGAUGUAAUUAUAAUUACUGAAAUUUUUAAAAAGGCUACCACAUGAAUAAUAAACUUCUAGGGGAAACAAAAACAUUUGUCUUGUCAACAGUUACAAUGGUCUCACUUUAUUUGCAUAACUUUUAAUUAUUAAUUAAUUAAUUAAUGUUUUCAGUUGGUUCCAACUGUGGGGGAGUUCUGUUUAGCCACAAGAAGUUUGGAUGCAAGUCAAAUUUUUUCCCCUUGCAUAAAGAAAAUACCCAGUGGAUAACAAACCUGCCAGCUACACAAGCUAGCUGAUUUAGUGGGCUUAUUUGAUUUAUUUAAACACAAGAUUCCAUUUUCAGUGGGUGUUUAAGGUGAUCCAUUUUUUGCAAACACCAAUUUUUAUGUGAAACAAAAAAAGAUGACAUCUUGAACCUACACGCUGUAUGAAAAAUAUCAUACUCGAGGAUAAAUUCUUGAACUCUAAAUGCAACGAGAAUGUGUUCGGUGGUUUUUCAAAAUAAAAGAUGACAUGACACCAACUGAAAAAAAAACACAUUUUAAUAAAGAAUAGUAAUGAUAAUUAUUGUAACUGAAGGGCUCCAUGCAAAAAUGUCCCCACGCUCUCUUCCUUUUUGCAGGGACGUUUUCCCAAGGAGGCCUUUUCAAUUAUAAACCUUAUUCUAAAAGUGUAGCCUUAUAAUCUUUACUUACUUUAACACAGGUGAAACAAGCUACUAUCAGUUCGACAAUAUGGCGUGGAGAGAUGAUGGAUCUGGUAACCUGACAAUUUCUGGAGCAAAGGUUAGCUUCACUGGGAGUGGCAACUCCAAGGGGAAUGCUAUCUGGAGUCAAGGUGGAACUGGAAGUUGGGAGUUUAAAGUGACUGGAAGUUCCGGAACCUGGGUGGGAGUUUCUGCUGAAGAUAAGUUUGCAGCUGGUUGGGGGAUGAAGGGAUUGUUCUAUGGCGGGCCGGGCAACUUGAGUGAUGGUAGUAGCCUGGUGACCAGUAACUGGGGACCUAAGUUUGGUAAUGGCGAUGUCAUUGGAAUGCGGUUGGAGCAGACUGGUGACAAGACUGUGCUGGCAUUCUCUAAAAAUGGAAGUGGACUGGGAGUGGCAUUUGAUAUUUCUGGCUACAGUGGCAUGGAGUUCCGUCCAGCGGUUUCCAUGGAUGAAGCAGGACAGUGUGUGACAAUCUCUGAGACUGCCACUUCUAACCUGGCUGCUUUCCAGCUUGUUCCCACUCCAAGACAAGGGGUGGAGGGAGACUGGCAGGGGAGGUUCAAGCUGAUGAUUGAGAAAACUGGAGAUGGAGCCUGGAACAUUGCAGCCGAGGUGGCCAACAUUAUAUCCUGCAAUGUAACUCAGGGUGCUGAUGGUAAACUUGUGUCUGGACAAGUUACAAUGACGAAGAUGAUGCCGCCUCCAGAGCUCUUUGAGCUGGAGUGUGAGGUAACCUCCAUCCUGGAAGGUCUGACUUCACUCAGACGGGAAGGAGAGACCCUGGUGCUGGAAGGAGGAGGAAAGAAGGAGAUCUUUACACCUGCUGCUGGACCUGGUCCUGCCACCAAAGACAGUGUCAACUGGAUGCGUUGA
This is a messenger RNA of Porites lobata, 3181 nucleotides long. Lineage: Eukaryota; Metazoa; Cnidaria; Anthozoa; Scleractinia; Poritidae. The record is from the annotation of a GenBank genome assembly.